AUGGUGUACCUUCAGUGUUCAGCGACGUCAAAAAGGGAUAAGACGAAAAGAGAAAAGAAGCGCGCCCUAUCCUUGAAUUCCGAAAAGGGCUCACUGACUGUCUGUCCCACUGCUUACUGGAAGAUCGUGUCGGUGUUGGUGAUUGUGGCCCUUCAUGAUCCUCUGAAAUCUACGCGUGAGGCUGUCUUACGCGAGGAGUACGAUAAAGGGCCUUCGAGUAUAUUCUAUUCUGAGGACAUCGGGUGGUAG
Penicillium subrubescens is the source of this 249-nucleotide messenger RNA. RefSeq lists its product as uncharacterized. The record is from RefSeq and is a predicted model, not a curated record. The coding region runs from base 1 to 249 and encodes 82 amino acids. NCBI's taxonomy places the organism in Eukaryota, Fungi, Ascomycota, Eurotiomycetes, Eurotiales, Aspergillaceae. The transcript has 3 exons.